This is a messenger RNA of Hypoxylon trugodes, 573 nucleotides long. RefSeq lists its product as uncharacterized. The coding region runs from base 1 to 573 and encodes 190 amino acids. Lineage: Eukaryota; Fungi; Ascomycota; Sordariomycetes; Xylariales; Hypoxylaceae. The transcript has 2 exons. The record is from RefSeq and is a predicted model, not a curated record.
AUGCCCACUCUAGUCCAGUCAAGUCCCUUAUGGACAAGUUACGGAGAACUCAACAACGAGGAAAUCGAAGGACUUAUCAUCGAAAGUCAACAUCUUACCGAGUUGCUACAAGCCGAGCUUAGGCUACGUGGUGCAGGCGUAGCAGAAGAUUUUAUCCAAGGACGUGACGUACGACGGAAAGCAGAAAAUAUCCAGAAGUAUGGUUUGACCUCGUCUGAUCGCGAGCUAAUAGCGGACGCCAAUCACCUCGGAAUGGCUGUUAUCAGGGGCGGCCUGAACUCCGCCAAACAUGGCUUGACGCAAUGGAAACAUAUCAGCUAUACCAAGUUGAUUUGGUUGGUGGCCAAUGUCACAACGUCUGCGCAUGCGCUCCUUCUCGUCAUCGCUCUUGGAAAGAACAGACUGGAAAAGAUUAACCUAAUGGAGAGGUCGAGGCUUGUGUCUUUCAUCAAGCAGCAUGAAACCACACUUCUCUGCCCCUGUCUUGUGCCUGUCGCUCGUUUGCCGGUAGACUCCCUCGAUAGUAUAGCCACGUCGAGUCGCUUCUCUCAUGAAAAUCUUUGCGAAGACUAG